AUGGCGGCCAGUGAGCCAAUGCCAUUUCCACGCCGCCUAUUUCUAACCGAUCGUGUCUCACGAAUACAAUUUCUUAUUGACACUGGAGCCGAUUUAUGUGUAUACCCACGCAGUGUGGUUCAAGGUCAACGAGAUAAAUCGGACUACUCCCUAUCAGCAGCCAACGGGACGACCAUUGCUACGUACGGAACUAUUACACUUGCUCUUGAUUUCGGACUUCGUCGAGUUUUCACUUGGAGAUUUGUGGUCGCGGAUGUAUCCAAGCCUAUCAUUGGUGUGGAUUUUUUAAACCAUUAUAAUCUUUUGGUAGAUAUACGUAAUCAACGUCUCUUGGACGGUCUCACGCAACUCACUGUACAGGGUCAAGCUGCGAAAUGCGACAUACAAUCCAUCAAAACAGUUGUCGGAACAACAAGGUACCAUGACUUAUUACAGGAGUAUCCUGAGAUAACCCGACCUGUUGGAGUAAUCAAGGACAUCAAACACAACACCAAACAUUACAUCCAGACGACACCAGGAUCUCCCGUCGCGUGUAAACCAAGGCGUCUAGCCCCUGACAAACUCAAGGGAGCCAAAAAGGAGUUUGAGACUAUGCUAAAUUGGGUAUAG
Molecule: messenger RNA, 609 nt
Organism: Aphis gossypii (cotton aphid)
Lineage: Eukaryota; Metazoa; Arthropoda; Insecta; Hemiptera; Aphididae
Exons: 1
Coding region: 1-609 (202 amino acids)
Biological process (GO): proteolysis
Molecular function (GO): aspartic-type endopeptidase activity
Source: RefSeq, a predicted model, not a curated record